Saccharomyces kudriavzevii IFO 1802 is the source of this 1200-nucleotide messenger RNA. RefSeq names its product CCR4-NOT core subunit CAF40 (gene CAF40). Gene Ontology annotation, biological process: negative regulation of translation; mRNA catabolic process. Bases 1 to 1200 code for a protein of 399 amino acids. NCBI's taxonomy places the organism in Eukaryota, Fungi, Ascomycota, Saccharomycetes, Saccharomycetales, Saccharomycetaceae. The record is from RefSeq and is a predicted model, not a curated record. Gene Ontology annotation, cellular component: CCR4-NOT core complex; CCR4-NOT complex; P-body. The transcript has a single exon.
AUGUUUUCCGCUCAAAAGCCAAUAUAUGGCAAUGGGACAGGCAUGAACAUGGGCGGUGGCGGACCCGCCGUAAGCAACCCAGGAUCCAUGCCCAUGCCUGGAGUCCCUUCAUCAAUGGGUCCAGGCAUGAAUCAACAAAUCCCCGGUAGUGGCCCCAUGCUGAUGAACAAUACACCCAGUAAUAAUAAUAAUAGUAAUAAUAAUAAUAACAAUAAUCAUAAUAACAACAACAACAACAACAACAACAACAACAACAACAACAACAACAACAACAACAACAACAGUAGCAAUUACAACAACGACAACAACGGUGGUAACGACGGGAACGCUGCUCGAAACAACCCGAACAUGGUCAAUAAUAGAGGCGCGGUGCAUGCUCUUGAUGAUCCUAACGUAUACCAUUGGAUUUGUCAACUGACCUACGGUCCGCAAAAGGAACAAGCGUUGCUUGAACUAGGUCGCAAAAGAGAACAGUUUGACGAUCUGGCCGUGGUUCUUUGGUCUUCAUUUGGCGUGAUGACCUCAUUGCUGAACGAAAUUAUUUCUGUUUACCCAAUGCUGCAACCCCAAAUGCUAUCCAACAAUCUAUCAAACCGUGUUUGCAACGCGCUGGUCCUUUUACAAUGUGUCGCGUCCCAUCCAGAGACUAAACAUCUUUUUCUACAGGCUCAUAUUCCACUCUUUCUUUUCCCAUUUCUAAAUACCACCUCGAGACAAAGAACUUUCGAGUAUUUGAGAUUGACCUCAUUAGGAGUGAUAGGUGCAUUGGUCAAGAAUGACUCACAAGACGUAAUAACAUUUUUGUUAAGGACCGACAUCGUGCCGUUAUGCCUAAGAAUCAUGGAAUCUUCGUCCGAGCUUUCCAAAACAGUGGCGAUCUUCAUCUUACAAAAAAUUCUACUAGAUGACGUUGGGUUGCAAUACAUUUGCGCUACCUUGGAGAGAUUUUAUGCGGUCACUAAUGUGUUAAAGGACAUGGUCGAGCACUUGACCGUAAGCACACCGCCAGGAAGGCUUCUGAAACACAUCAUUAGAUGCUAUCUAAGGUUGAGUGACGACUUGGAAGCACGCAGAUUGUUAAAAGUCGUGUUGCCCGCCAAGUUGAGAGACAAUACCUUUACAGAAGUGCUUAGAGACGACGUUGGAUCCAAGAGAUGUCUGGCGCAAUUGCUCUUGACGCUAAACGAAGAAACCUCAUGA